UUGAAAUCAUCAACCCCGCCUAUUUGUUGCAGUUAAUUUUCAGUUAAACGGUUCAUUAUGAAAGUUCAAUUCCUAGUAAUUGUGUUUGCCAUCGCCGUUUGCCGUAAGGCGAAAGUUUGCGAGGCCGUGGUCACCGUCACCUUCGAGGGCGAGUUCAAGUCCUGCGACAACGGGAUGGAGCUGUUCGGCUGGGACAUGUCCAAGCUGGACAUUCUGAUGAUGGACAAUGAAAACAUUACGCUGAACGGAAAGUUGGAGUACACUGCGGAGUACAAGAGUCCGAUGGCUGUUAAGAUAUCCCUAAUGCGAUUGCUCGACAAGGAUGGCGAUUCUUGGAAGGAGGAAGCGAGCAGAUCGUUUCCCAACUUUUGUGACGUGAUUGGCAAAGAGGACGAAAUGUGGACCAAUGUGGUGGCCCUCAUGGAGAAGAAAACUUGUCCUUUUCCGAAGGGGCACACGGAAACGUUCGACAACGCCAACGUUGGAAAUGUGGCGGAAACUUUGAAGGUUCCUACCGAUAUGCUCGGAUCUUGGAAGGCAGUGAUCGAGGUGGGUUCCGAACGGGACGGAGUUAACGUCAACGAGUGCACCAUGGCACCGUUUUUGCUGGAAGAUGUUUGAAUAAUGUUGUUGAAAUGAACUGUAAAUCAAAACGUCAUAACAUAAAUGAAAUAAUUUGGGGUCGUCUCUGACAGGGAAGAAACAAAUAUAUUAAAACAAAAAAAAAACGUUUUGAAUAUCAUUAACACAGGCUAAUAAAACUCUGAAAUACGACCAAUUUUGAACAGUUCUAUUACACAAUCGACUCAUAAAAUUAAAGUGAGUUGUUCAACAAAAAAAAUUUGAUAACAUUUUUUCAAACAUAA
Molecule: messenger RNA, 866 nt
Organism: Culex pipiens pallens (northern house mosquito)
Lineage: Eukaryota; Metazoa; Arthropoda; Insecta; Diptera; Culicidae
Exons: 4
Coding region: 58-621 (187 amino acids)
Source: RefSeq, a predicted model, not a curated record